AAGGAGAGCGAGAGAUAGAGAGAAAGAGAGAAAGAGAGAGAGAGCAGGAGCACCUAGUCGCCUGGAGGCGAACCAGUGAUAAUUUUGUUUCUGUCCGGUAGACUGGCUCCAUCUACCACCGGGCGCGGGGCUGCUCUCUCGCGGCGUCCACGUUCUCAUAAAUGGGAAGGGAAAUCGAUGAGUCGCGCGCGGCACUGUUGCCACGGGACCACAGGAUGAGGUCGCUGGAGAGAGUGAUGACGUGGCAGUGAGAAACACACAUACCUCACUCUUGCACACAUGCACGCAGGCACGCACGCACGCACGCACACACACACACACAUAUUUGCCCACACACACUUUUAGUCUUGCCCUACUAAGACAGGGAGGAGGGGGAGAAAAUACUGCUAUGACGGUGUCAUUUCUCUCCAUUACCGGUGUGUGAGCCACACACACACACACAUUCACACACACUCCUACACCUACUCUGUGAGGAGUUGUCUGCACAGGGGAUAAGGCCCUAUCUAGGGCACAAAGAUGAAGUUCACAUCCUAUCCAUCAAGUAUCUAGCACUCACACAGAUGCUCACAUAAAUACACACACCUGGAAUCUCAUGUCAGAAGUGAAGAAUGAAAGACUGAAUGGAGAGAAAAGACAUUGUACACCUCAGAGAAGCUGCAGACACCAGGCCAAGACCAAAAAUGAUGUCACAAGUUUGCUAAAAAGACAGAGGGAGCUGCUGUUUGACCCCCCUCCUUCACUGGAACUGUACCACAAAGGAUCCUCACUUCUGAAAGAGCACUACCAAGAUAGCAAGGUGAACCUGUGGCACCUAGAGUGUUCUUCAAAGUGUCCUACAGUUGUCGCCAUGAGCUGUAGGCUACAGGGAACAGCCCAGCUCUAGCCUCUUGUGUGUAAGAGAGAGAGAGCAAGUGUGUGCAUGAGUGUGAUGGCGGUGUGUGUUUGGGCGGCAGCCCCGCUGCUCUUCCUCGGGCUGUGCCUAUGCAGCGUGGGGGGCCAGGCCCAAGGGGAGGUUCUGGAGUUCGGAGGGGUUUCCAGCCAAUGGGGACGGUUCCCAGUGUGGAACGCCUGCUGUGAGAGUGUGUUGAGCUUCAGCCUGCGGACUCACAGCCAGGAGGGCCUGCUGCUCUACCUGGAUGACGAGGGCUUCUGUGACUUCCUGGAGCUGCUGCUUCUCCAUGGCCACCUGCAUCUGCGUUUCUCCAUCUUCUGUGCUGAGCCGGCUGAGCUGCAGUCAGGUGUGGCAGUGAGUGAUGGGCGGUGGCACGCAGUGCGUGUCAAGCGGGACUGGAGGAACACCUCUUUGGAGGUGGAUGGGCGGCUGGAGGGUUGGGCAGAAGUGAAGAGCAAAAGAAGAGACAUGACUGUGUUCAGCCACACCUACAUGGGCGGGAUAACACCAGACCUUCACUCCUCACCUUUGCGUCUCACUUCGCCUUCGGUGCGGGAACAUCCUGCCCUCCGUGGCUGGAUCACGGCGGUGAGCAUCAACGGAUCACUCGUGAUGCUGGAUAGCUCGGAGGGCGUCAUAGUAACGGCAGGCUGUGGGCCGGACCACCAGUGCCAGAACGGAGGGGUGUGCAGCGUGGUCAACGACCAGGCCAUCUGCGACUGCUCGGACACUGGCUACCAAGGCAACGACUGCAGCGAAGAGUACAGCUACACUCCAGGUCUGGCACACCUGAUGAUUGGCGACCAAGCUCGCGAGGAAUAUGUCGCCACCUUUAAGGGCUCGGAGUACUUCUGCUAUGACCUGUCGCCCAACCCCAUCCAGUCUAGCAGCGACGAAAUCACCCUCUCUUUCAAGACACUGCAGCGCAACGGCCUGAUGCUACACACUGGCAAGUCAGCCGACUAUGUCAACCUGGCACUGAAGAACGGUGCCGUGUCACUCGUAAUCAACCUCGGAUCGGGGGCCUUCGAGGCCUUGGUGGAGCCCGUCAAUGGCAAAUUUAAUGACAACGCCUGGCACGAUGUCAAGGUCACCCGCAACCUGAGACAGCACUCAGGCAUUGGACACGCUAUGGUGACCAUCUCUGUGGACGGCAUCCUGACCACCACAGGCUACACCCAGGAGGACUACACCAUGCUGGGCUCUGAUGACUUCUUCUAUGUGGGAGGAAGCCCUAGCACUGCUGACCUGCCUGGUUCUCCAGUCAGCAAUAACUUCAUGGGCUGUCUCAAAGAGGUGGUGUACAAGAAUAAUGAUGUACGGUUGGAGCUGUCUAGACUGGCCAAACAGGGAGACCCAAAGAUGAAGGUGAGUGGGGUGGUGUCCUUCAAGUGUGAGAGUGUGGCCACGCUGGACCCCGUGACAUUUGACACCCCAGAGUCGUAUGUGGCACUGAGCAAGUGGACGGCGAAGAAGGCAGGAUCCAUCUCAUUUGACUUCAGGACCACAGAGCCAAAUGGUUUGAUGCUUUUCAGUCAUGGAAAACCCCGCCAGCAGCAACGCAAGGACCCUCGCACACCACCCAUACUCAAGAUUACUGAUGUUGAUGUGUUUGACAUCAAGGUGGACUUCUUUGCCAUCGAGAUGCUGGAUGGACACCUGUACCUUCUGCUAGACAUGGGCUCAGGAACCACCAAAACCAAGGCCAUUGACAGAAAGGUCAAUGACGGAGAAUGGUAUCACGUGGACUUUCAGAGGGACGGACGCUCAGGAACCAUCUCAGUGAACAGUGUAAGAACAGCGUAUACGGCUCCAGGAGACAGUGAGAUCCUGGAUCUGGAUGAAACCUUGUACCUCGGAGGACUACCUGAGGAUCGUGCAGGACUCAUCUUCCCCACAGAGGUGUGGACAGCGCUGCUGAACUAUGGUUACGUGGGCUGCAUAAGAGACCUGUUUGUGGACGGGCAGAGCAAAGACAUCCGGCGACUGGCCGAGGCCCAGAGGGCAGUCGGGGUAAAGCCCUCAUGCUCUAGGGAGCCCCCCAAGCAGUGUCUGUCCAACCCCUGCCAGCACAAUGGCAUCUGCAGGGAGGGAUGGAAUCGUUAUGUGUGUGACUGCUCUGGAACGGGCUACCUGGGACGCUCCUGCGAGAGAGAUGCAACUAUCCUGUCCUACGACGGCAGCAAGUUUAUGAAGGUGCAGUUGCCCGUAGUGAUGCAUACCGAGGCUGAGGACGUCUCACUACGCUUUCGCUCCCAGCGGGCGUAUGGCGUUCUCAUGGCAACAACAUCCCGUAACUCGGCAGACACCCUUCGUCUGGAGCUGGACGGGGGCCGUGUCCGACUCACUGUCAACCUAGACUGUAUCAGGAUAAACUGUACAGCCAGUAAAGGCCCAGAGACCAUCUUUGCGGGGUCGGGCCUCAAUGAUAAUGAGUGGCACACUGUGAGGGUAGUCCGGCGUGGCAAGAGCCUCAAACUCACCGUGGAUGACCUGCAGCCUGUUGAAGGUCAGAUGACAGGUGACCACACCCAGCUGGAGUUCCACAAUGUGGAGACGGGUAUUGUGACAGAGAAACGCUUCAUACCUGCUGUGCCCUCCAAUUUCAUUGGCCACCUUCAGGGCCUGGCACUGAAUGGUAUGCCAUACAUCGACCUGUGCAAGAACGGCGACAUUGACUACUGCGAACUCAACGCUGUCAUCGGCUACAAGAGCAUAGUGGCCGACCCCGUCACCUUCCGCUCGCGCUCCAGUUUUGUGACGCUGCCCACGCUCCAGGCUUAUUAUUCUAUGCAUCUCUUCAUGCAGUUCAAGACGACGUCCCCCGACGGCCUUAUUCUGUUCAACAGGGGAGACGGCAAUGACUUCAUCGUGGUGGAGCUGGUAAAAGGCUACCUGCAUUACAUUUCUGACCUGGGUAACGGUGCACACCUGAUCAAGGGUAACUCUAACAGUCCUCUAAAUGACAACCACUGGCACAAUGUGCACAUAUCCAGAGACAUUAACAAUCUUCACACGGUCAAGAUCGACACCAAAGUCACCACACAGACCACCAUGGGUGCCAAGAACCUGGACUUAAAGGGUGACUUAUACAUUGGGGGCGUCUCCAAAGAGAUGUACCGAGACCUGCCCAAGCUGGUCCACUCUCGUGAGGGUUUCCAGGGUUGCUUAGCAACAGUUGAUCUAAACGGCCGGCUCCCUGACCUUUUGGCAGAUGCCUUGGCAACCAUGGGACAAGUGGAGAGAGGCUGUGAAGUUACAUUGAUGAAAGCUGACUUGCAAGGUCCAAGCACCACCUGUCAGGAAGACUCGUGCUCAAAUCAGGGAGUCUGUCUGCAGCAGUGGGAGGGCUUCACCUGCGACUGCAGCAUGACUUCAUAUGCUGGGCCACUAUGCAAUGAUGCUGGGACCACCUAUAUCUUUGGGCGUGAUGGCGGCAUGGUGGUCUACACAUGGCCCCCUAACGAACGUCCCAGUACCAGGGCGGACAGACUCGCCCUCGGUUUCAGCACCCAACAGAAACACGCCAUUCUGCUCAGGGUGGACAGCGCCUCUGGCCUGGGAGACUACCUUCAGCUGCAGAUAGACAAGGGAAACAUUAGAGUAGUGUUUAACGUUGGCACCGACGAUAUCAACAUCGAGGAGAGCUCCAAGUUUGUCAACGAUGGGAAGUACCACAUAAUUCGCUUCACCCGCAGUGGAGGCAAUGCAACCCUCCAACUCGACGACCUACCAGUCAUAGAGCGAUAUCCCUCAGGCAACAUUGAUAACGAGCGCCUGGCCAUCGCCAGACAGCGAAUCCCCUAUCGGCUCGGUCGAGUAGUUGACGAUUGGCUACUCGACAAAGGUCGCCAGCUGACAAUCUUCAACAGCCAGACGACAGUGCGUGUUGGUGGAGGUGAGCGUGGGACAGGUAUGUUCCAGGGGCAGCUGUCUGGCCUCUACUACAAUGGCCUCCGAAUCCUCAACAUGGCAGCCGAGGGGCAUCCGCACAUUAGAGUGGAGGGCAGCGCACGGUUGGUCGGUGACAUGCCAUCCUCCUCCAUCACCCCACAGUCCAGUGCUGCAGCUGGAGGCAACCGCUCUGACUCGGCCCCAGCUAUAAGCGACAUCACUACCACCACAGCCACCAACCGGAAGCAGGGUGCCACACAGCAGUCGGCAGACGACCUGCUGGUGGCUUCAGCCGAGUGUCCCACCGAUGAUGAAGAUAUCGAUCCCUGUGACCCCAGUUCAGCCCACCCCCCUGUGCACGAGGUGUUCCCAGGUCCAUCAGAAGUGGUACGAGAGAGCAGCAGCACCACCGGCAUGGUGGUGGGCAUCGUGGCAGCUGCCGCCCUCUGCAUCCUCAUCCUCCUCUACGCCAUGUACAAGUACCGCAACCGCGAUGAAGGCUCCUACCACGUGGACGAGAGCCGCAACUACAUCAGCAAUUCUGCAACACAGCCCAACGGCAGCACCAAGGACAAGCCACUGGGCAUUGCCAAGAUCUCCAAGAACAAGAAGAACAAAGACAAGGAGUACUACGUCUGAGGCAGAAGAUGUCUAACACACAGAAAUAUACGCAUACACCUUUAUAUAUAACGGUAUAUGUACAUAAAUAGAUAUAUUCUCAAAAAAAAUAACACACAUGCACACGGACAUAGACAUACUGAUGUUAAUGUUUACUCUUCAAUAAUCAUACCUGCACACAUGCUGGCAAGCACAAACAUUUACACAUUGAAGCACAAACACACUAACAAUGAAGCACAUACACACACACACACACACACACACAAGCCCAAGGGCAUGGACCCUAAUUGUACAGUAUUUACCAAUGAGCAGAGCCUCUAAGAGAGGUGUGUUUUAUGAACAUAACCACCAUUCCAAAUGAUUUAGAAAGCAACUCUCAGUUAAGAACUAUUUUGCGGCCAGCCAGAUAAAAAAAGACAAAUCACUCCCUGCCCCAGCAGGACCUCUCCAGUUGGACUCAGAGAGGUCAAGGAAGAUUUUAAUUGAAGCAAAUGGCAGACUGAGUGUGUACGAGAACAAAGGUGAUAUAAAAGCACCAAGACAAGGACAAAGUUUCUCUUCCAAGCUUCUUGGCCUUCCUUCUUGUUAACAGAUGGGACACAAUGAAGCACUAAGGAUGCUAAAAAAAAAACAAAAAAAAAAACAAGCACACCAAUGGUCCAAGUCUAAUCCCAAGCACCAGGACAGGAAAUCAGGGUGUAGCCAAAGGGGCAAUGAAUUACAAGUGAAAAGGCAGAGGCAGGGCUGGUGCCAUUACUAUAAUGGAUGGGCUGUGUGUUAUGGUGCAGAGCUGAUGUUUUAUGGCGGCCUGUAAAUCACAAAGGUGGAAUCAGUGGAAAACAGAUAUUUUCCUGGACAGGAUACUUGAGACUUCAGAUGCUACCUACAGACACCAGUCAUGCAUGACUGUAGUGUCACACACACACACACACACACACAUAUAACAAAUGCACACAUUCUAAAAUAUAAUCUACAUGUGCAGACAAAUCUGCAAUGCUAAAGAUCCACCAUUCCUUCAUGACUGAUUCUGAAGACUAUACAAGAAGAAAAUGGUGAAAAUGACAAAGACCAUUAUGAUUAUUGUCAUGGAAAUGAUAUCGAUGAAUAUGAAGAACAUUUUGGGGAAGGGGGGGUCUAACUGCACGUGAACUAUCUUACUCCGUGUGAUUUAUACAGCGUCGAAACUCCAGAGGUUACACUAUGAAGCACCAACAUCAUAAACUUACCACCUCAGCUUGAAGUAUUUUUAAACACACACCUCAAAUGGUUUUCAGUGUGUGGGAUUCCACAAUGAUUACAUCUCUCAACCAAUUUUCAGUUUAAAUCUUCAUUGACAAAGUGUGACCAUUUUGCGUGUGCUGCAUGCCUGAGUCUCUGAGCUGUGCUGUGGAGUGGCGGCGUGUCUCACUAAGUCCAGAGGUGGUAGGUUUGUUUGUUGGAGGAGGGGGAAAAGAGGGAUGGUGUUGCGGGUUGCGAUGUCACUCCAGUGCAACACCUGGAUGUAUGCACCCGCCACAGUCCAUGCCCUGUUUUCUGGCUCACACCCACAAUACCUGCUCUAACAAACCAACUUUUUUAGCAAAAAACCAGCUGAGGGAGAAUGAAAAAAGUCAAAAACAAAACAAAGUAAAUGUUACCACGUGUUGCUAAUAGAUAGAAAACAAGUUCAUGAUGCCAUUGGCUAUAUGAAAAUUUGAGUUGCAUCAAUUUCAUUGGCUAUUACGUUUCUCUCUUUGCAUUCUUAUGUCUUUGUGCUCUUGGUUGAAUAAUUUACCAAUAAACAUGUCACAAUCAAUACAAGACAGACGGAUGGGUUUCCAAUGUGCUACAAUAUAAUAACCUGUUUAAUGUACUUUUGCAGCAUCUGAGCCCUUUACAGCUCAAGAAUUGUAGCCCCAUGAUACAAACAAUACAAACAGUGCCAUGACAUGAACAAACCCCUCCAGUUCCUCCAAGCAAUGUAACCAGUCAGAUGCAUGCAAAAAGGAUAAGGAUGAGAAAGGACAUAAAACGAGCUUUGUGUGAGAUUUCAAAGUAUUAUGUCAAAAAUAAGUGAACAUAUUCCCUUAUUCUCUCCAUCCUUAACUGGCCUUUUUGACUUCAUCGUCUUCCCUUCUCCUUUUUUCCUCGUUUGGUAUGUUUCACAGUCUGUCUCUUCAGCUCAUCCCCGUUCAACCCUUUCUUUUCCCCUCUCUGUUGUGGAGGUGUCUCAACCAAUGGGAUUCUACAUCUAGGUGUUCAUUAACCAUGUUUAUUUUCUAUAUGUACAAUUUUUCUACAGUAUUUACUUUUAUUUUUAUUGUUACAGUUCUUUGAUGAACAUAAAGUGGAAAUUUAUUAUGAAAAAUAGUUUUGAAGAUUAAUGAGUAAAUAAAAUAUUACCCAAGUGA
Messenger RNA from Solea senegalensis (Senegalese sole), 7794 nucleotides. It is a transcript of the gene nrxn1a, whose product is annotated as neurexin 1a. The transcript has 26 exons. The record is from RefSeq and is a predicted model, not a curated record. Bases 920 to 5425 code for a protein of 1501 amino acids. NCBI's taxonomy places the organism in Eukaryota, Metazoa, Chordata, Actinopteri, Pleuronectiformes, Soleidae.